AUGACGAUUUCUACUUAUAACGCACGUACGCUUGCAUCGGAAGCGGUCAUCAAAGAUCUGAUGAUGCAAGCCAAGAAGAUCAAGUACGACAUCAUCGGACUGACCGAGACGAGACGACGUCACCCUCUCAACGCCGUAUAUGAAACUGGAGAAGAACUGUUCUUAGGAACAUGCGAUAGUAGAGGUGUUGGUGGAGUUGGCGUCCUCGUCAACACGAGUAUGGCAAAGAACAUCGACUCUUUUGAACAACUUACGACCCGAAUCGGACGUCUGCGGAUGAGAAGAUGUGGCCCAAUACCAGCUUUGACUAUCUUCGUCGUUUACGCUCCAACAUCAAGCUACGAAGAAGAAGAAGUCGAAGCUUUCUCUAUGGACCUGGAGAAGUUCUACCAAGAAGAUCAUGCCUUCUACAAGGUCAUAGUUGGCGAUUUUAACGCCAAAGCUGGCCCAAGAAGAACGCCUGAGGAGCUUCACAUCGGAACCCACGGCCCACAAUGA
This is a messenger RNA of Necator americanus (New World hookworm), 498 nucleotides long. RefSeq lists its product as uncharacterized. The transcript has a single exon. The coding region runs from base 1 to 498 and encodes 165 amino acids. Gene Ontology annotation, molecular function: catalytic activity. NCBI's taxonomy places the organism in Eukaryota, Metazoa, Nematoda, Chromadorea, Rhabditida, Ancylostomatidae. The record is from RefSeq and is a predicted model, not a curated record.